This is a messenger RNA of Gadus morhua (Atlantic cod), 3429 nucleotides long. RefSeq names its product retinal homeobox gene 2 (gene rx2). The transcript is spliced from 4 exons. The record is from RefSeq and is a predicted model, not a curated record. Gene Ontology annotation, molecular function: RNA polymerase II cis-regulatory region sequence-specific DNA binding; DNA-binding transcription factor activity, RNA polymerase II-specific. NCBI's taxonomy places the organism in Eukaryota, Metazoa, Chordata, Actinopteri, Gadiformes, Gadidae. Gene Ontology annotation, biological process: positive regulation of transcription by RNA polymerase II. The coding region runs from base 576 to 1553 and encodes 325 amino acids.
UUGGAGCAAUUACUUGACCAGAAAACAACCGUCAAUCAUUCUUAAAGGGGAAGGAGUCCAAUUAAUAAACCUCUUAAACCCUUUUGGUUCUACAUCGACUGCCUUGCGAGCUUCUGGUGUCCCGUGCGGUUGAAGGAGAGUUUUGUCCACUCAGAAAGACAUUCCAUCAGGUUGUAAGACAGGGGGUCCAGCACUGAUUUCUUUGCUCACUUGGGCACAGGGGAUUCUCAAGGACUUAAUGGGGGAGUAGCGAGUGCCUUACAGUAGCCAUCCCGAGUGUCUUUGGCUGUCAUUUGUCUACUUAUGGACUGGUGAGUCAACAAGCACACAGCCUAGCCUCUGCAGCACCAUCGUGAUAGAGGCUAACAACAUAAAGUCUGGGACAUUUUUGCUUCAACUUUUCGAAGCGAGACUGGAAGAGGGCCGUUCUCCGAGGCCUCACUCAUUAUCCCCGGACCGCCGAGGAGAGAGAACUUAACAGCACAGUCGCACCUUCUUUCCUCCGGAUCGCAUUUCAUCGCUCAUCCCGACAUACUUUUUUUCUGUUCUUAACACGAAGAGGAUCACUCUCUCGGAUGCAUUUGUCAAUGGAUACCCUCGGAAUGGUGGACGAUGGUUGCCUGGACAACUACGACAUGUCAAAGGGUGUGGGUUUGAGUGGCGGGGGCCGGGUCCACAGCAUUGACGUGAUACUGGGAUUCAGCAAAGACCAGGACCCGCUGCUCCAGCACGCUGGGGAAGUCCACGACCACAAGGUGAACGGAGGCAACCAGGACGACCCUGAGAAGCAGGCGUCCUCCGAUCCGUACAGACACCUCUCAGACCUGGGCGACAGCACGGAGCAUUCCACUUUCGAUGAGUCUGGCCUUUUCUCGGGGGAGAAGUGUGAGGAGGGGAUGGGUGAGCUUCCGAAGGACUUGGGUGACGACGGGGGUUCCCCGGAGCCUUGCAGAGACGACGACCACCCUAAGAAGAAGCACCGGCGAAACCGCACCACUUUCACCACCUACCAGCUCCACGAGCUGGAGAGGGCCUUCGAGAAGUCCCACUACCCGGACGUCUAUAGCCGGGAGGAGCUGGCCAUGAAGGUCAACCUGCCAGAAGUCCGCGUUCAGGUUUGGUUCCAAAACCGCAGAGCCAAGUGGAGGCGCCAAGAAAAGAUGGACACCAGCAGCAUGAAGCUCCACGACUCCCCCAUGCUCUCCUUCAACCGCGCCCCUAUGCCCUCCAGCGUGGGCCAGAUGGCCAACAGCAUGCCCCUGGAUCCCUGGCUGGCCUCGCCCAUGUCCAGUUCCGCACCUCUACACUCCAUGCCCGGGUUCAUGGGUCCGCCUCAAGGCCUGCAGCAUUCCUACUCCAGCCACGGCUUCCUAAACACCCCUCCGGGGAUGGUCCAGGGUAUGCAGUCGAUGCCCCCUCCUCCCUAUCAAUGCCCGCCCAGCUUCAAUGACAAGUACCCCAUGGAGGACGAGAGGAGUUCCAGCAUCGCAGCGCUAAGGAUGAAGGCCAAAGAGCACAUUCAGUCCAUGGAUAAGACAUGGCAGCACAUGUGAUCCGCUGGGAAUGCUAAAGCGUGCAGAAUGGAUCUUAAAGCUGCUCCGGUAAAUGUUUACAACAAAAUGUUGGCGGGUAUUUGGGGAUGUUCCUCUGAAGAGGAGAAUGGCAUCACCUUGAAUGUUUUGGACGUUUUUUUGAGGAUAAUGGGCAACUCUCAAAAUUAUAGAAUGGAUUUUAAAUAUUUUGAAUGCUGUAACCUUGUGAAGAACAGUUUUGGACUUACGUCACAAAAGAUUAUCACAUUCCGACAUGACUAUUUCGUUUUUUUCUCAUGGACUGUAACCUUGUAGGAAAAUUAUUGGUUAAUGGUUUAUGUUGAUGAGGAUGAUACAACCUAUAGUAGAGGAGUAUGGUGAAGGAAUAUGCAAAUUGUGUUUGAUUAAUUGCUAGUACAUUGGCUAGGCAUAUAUUACGUGGAGAUGUACGAUAUAUACAUUGAGAGUUAUGAUAUCAAACCCUCAUUAAUGUCAUAUUACUUUUAAUUGGAUUGUAAUGAAUUACCUGAGCUCCCUUGCCCCCUUGGCCGGUUGACAAUCCCUGUGCUUAUGAUCCUCGAUACCAGACUUCUGUAGAUGUUUUGGUUUAGCAGGGGUAUCUACACAAUCUAUUGGCCAUAUUUUGGUCAAAAUAAAUCACAAGCUACUCUACGAAAUCAGCUUCAAAUCACAUGUCUCAAAGAGUAUACUAAUAAGUGAGAUUUGGAGGUUUAUAACUAUGACUUAACAUUCAUUUAUAGAAUACGAAACUUUGGUAGUUGGAGCUUAUUCAAAUUACUUUUUUGUGAAUAUUGCCCCCCUCCCCCUUUGUGGUAGGGGCGGGUGGACAAAGUCACCCAGCACAAUCUGUCUCGGAGGCUAAUUUAAGCAGACAAGCAUACCUCUUAACACCUAAUCACCGGUUUUAAAGCGAUUAACCCCAGUUUCUCAAUGUCCAACAAAAUGCCCUCAGAAGGCCCCCUCCCCUGUCACUCCUAUCAGGGUUUCAGUUUGCUCUUGCAUACUCUUAAUUAGCAUUCCAUUAAAGUCCAUUAAUUACAUUUUUAUUGGUAAAUAUUGCUCCUUACUGCAUUCUUUUCUUACGUUAACCAGAGAAACAUGGAUUUUGGGUGGAAGAAUAUACAAGUGCUGGCAACCUUGCCUACCUCUAGGAAGAAGCACUGGUUGCCUUUGUUAUAGGAUCACAAUGUUUAAAGUUGGAUUAAUUUGCACUGACGUUGCACACAGACAAAGGUAAUUGGCCAGGGUGUGUGUGGGGGUGAGUGUCUGUGCAGAUGCAAUCCUGAUGGGUCAUUCACUUAACCAAUGUGGAAGCAUCGUCCGUCUAUCGUUCAUCUCGUGAUAGUCCUAAGGCUGAUUGUAAGCCUUCUUUUAUUUUCCCUUUAAUAUGAAAAAUAAAGUAUUCUCAGCACUCUAAAUAAAAAUUAAAAUUAUUUGCUAGGAAAAUAAUUUGUGCAAUCUUUGUACUAUUAAACUAAAGAAAAGAGAAAUUAAAUUCUUAUUGUGCAUGUUAAAACAUGUACAGUACAAUGCUGCUCAGCAAUUGAUCCCUGACAUUUGCCGUACAUAAAGGCAUUUAGAAAAAGCAAGAAGUUUGUGUUUGCUGUAAAUAUAUUUUUUUUAACUUUUUGUGUACAUUUUUUUACUUUAUUUGCUAUAACAAACCCUGUUUGUAACAGUGGACCACAAAAGCCAAAGAAAAAAUAACCUAUGGACAUUUAUAUACAAAUAUACAUGGAACUGUGAAAGUGUUUAAGAUGUUAUUAAAUUAAACUGCUUAUUUUGCAGUUUUCUAUCACACCACGUUUCUUUAGACGUUUAUUUUCCUUAAAUCUGUGUGCAAAAGAAAGGCAAUAAAGAUUGGUUUGUAACAGAA